AAGAUGACAUUCUUAUCUUGGAAGGAAAGGAAGUCCGCCAUUGUAACUGGGUUCGAUUUUGUAAAUCUUCAGAUGAACUAGAACUUUCCAACGUGUUUGCCUCAAACCGAGAUGGAAAAGUAACGUACCAGACAUUACGUACUAUAAAACCUAAUGAUGAAAUCAUUGUAUACUUUGAAACAACUCCGCAUACAGAAGAAAACAUCAGACAAAAACAUGUCGAUAGUGCGGAGCAGUCAAUGUUGUCUGAGGACGAAGAAAUUGAUGUUGUCGAUAUCGGUCCUGAUGACGUCAUGGAAACUGUCGAAACUUUGGGAAGAAAAGAACAUCUAGACCUUAGUAGCGAUCCUUCAAAGCUUGAACUAAAUAGUUCGUCAGAAUCAACAAGAAGCGAGAAGCUGUUCUUUACCUCGCCAACGCUUUCAUCCUCGCUUCUGACGUCACCUAUUGCAAGAGCAGACGACUGUCCGUCAAACUUCAGCGGAAGUGACGAACACUCUAGUAUAAAACUGGAAUGUUCCGAAUCGGACGUUACCAACAGCAGUCCAGAACAAAUAGUCCCUGAUAGGCCCGUUAGAAGAAACAGAGAAAGAACAUGGCUGCCUUGUGAUAUAUGUGGAAAGAAAUUUGACCGUCCAUCGCUCCUCAAACGACACAUGCGCACACAUACAGGUGAGAAGCCCCACGCCUGUGACGUGUGUGGAAAAGCAUUCUCCACGUCCUCCUCCCUGAACACGCACAGACGCAUCCACAGUGGAGAAAAACCCCACGUUUGUAAAGUUUGUGGAAAGCGAUUCACUGCGUCAUCAAACCUCUACUACCAUAGAAUGACGCACGACAAGGAGAAGCCCCAUAAGUGCACGCUGUGCUCCAAAUCCUUCCCCACGCCCGGCGAUCUCAGAAGUCACAUGUACGUCCAUAAUGGCUCCUGGCCCUUCAAGUGCGAAAUCUGUCACCGGGGAUUCAGCAAGCAAACCAACCUGAAAAACCACGUGCUGCUUCAUUCCGGAGAUAAGCCACAUGAGUGCAUUCUCUGCGGAAAGAAAUUCGCCCUUCAGUGCAAUCUGAAAACGCACAUGAAAACACACGAAGCCUCCUCUGUACAAGAUAAUUGCAUCAAAUGUGGAAAGUCCUUUGUACCCAAUCAGAGUUCUCCAAAGCGAGUCUGCUCACAAUGCCUGAAGGUCAAACCAGAGGAUGCUGAAAACGGACCAAAGAAGAAGAGGAUCACCGACUUCAGUAUCUCUAGACUGACCGAAACCACACCAAAGAAGAUGUCUUUUUCUCCGUAUCGUCCGAGCAAGUCUGCCACUAGUGAAGGACAUUCACCCUUCCCAAGUCCGGAGUUCCUCCAUUCCUCUCCCUAUUCCCCUAAACUAGUUCCCCCACCUUUCGGACAUUCCCUGUUGUCACCACUACAACCAAACAACGUCUUAGCGAACACCGUCCAUUUCUCUCACGCUAUUAUGUCUCCCUUCCAUCCACGGUUUUUCCAAAGUAGAGGUACCGGCAAUCUACCCAAACCUUUAUUUGGAGAGGAUAUGUCAUCUGGAAGUGACGCACCUUCGCCAUACUCAAGGGUAGCAUGGCCAGGAUCCCUGACACAUCACCAAGGUUACUAAGUGACCGGAAGUGAUGAAGUGAUGUACUUUACUCAUGAGCACCGUAGCCAGUUUCUAUGACACUUCUCCAAUGUAAGUCAUGCACCAGGACCACUCCGGAUAACCGGAAGUGACACA
Messenger RNA from Saccostrea cuccullata (small rock oyster), 1739 nucleotides. RefSeq names its product oocyte zinc finger protein XlCOF8.4-like. Gene Ontology annotation, biological process: embryo development; regulation of transcription by RNA polymerase II; urogenital system development. Gene Ontology annotation, cellular component: nucleus. The transcript has 7 exons. The record is from RefSeq and is a predicted model, not a curated record. Lineage: Eukaryota; Metazoa; Mollusca; Bivalvia; Ostreida; Ostreidae. Bases 240 to 1622 code for a protein of 460 amino acids. Gene Ontology annotation, molecular function: DNA-binding transcription factor activity, RNA polymerase II-specific; RNA polymerase II transcription regulatory region sequence-specific DNA binding.